UUCAUAAACCAAACAGAAUAUGGUUUUCCAGAGAAGAUUGCAUUUGUCAAAAACGAAAAGAAUUGCAGCACGAAUAUGGAACAGUAGAAAGUAAGAGGGACCAAAUUAGAUUAGCAAAAAUAGAGUACUGAAUACUAGUAAAAGAAUAAAAGAGGAUCUCAACAAUGGUGAGAGGCUUGCUUCGUCAGCUUGGCGCUCAGUCACUCUCCGUCGCCGGAAAAUGGCAGCAACAACAGCUCCGCCGCCUCAACAUCCACGAGUUUCAGGUUAUUUGUUCCCGUUGUAAAUAUGAUGUUGAUGCUGCGUAUGCCUUUGUUGCUUAGGUUCCAAAAAAAAAAAAAAAAAAAAACUAUGUAUCAAUUUUGAUUUACUCUGACUUUACAAAAAAUGGAUCAUUUGCGUUGUUGUGUCACUGCUAACUGUUAAGCAAUCAUUUGCUGUUUGUGAAGUUUUGCUUGUUUCUCAUAUGCUGCUGAUGCCGUUUAUAUUUCCAUUGCAUAGGAUCUCACUCUGGUAUAUCUGGAAACUAUAUGACAAUAAUAAUCAAACAUCAAUUUUGAUCUGGUUUGAAUUUUCAGUUUUGAAUAAAGAAGGGUCAUAAAGAUUAUCUGAAAUGGAACAUUUGUGUUGACAUGUGGCUGCUAAAUGGCCCCCGGGGCUUUGGUUUAGUGGUAAGAGCGCAUCACAGCUUGUGAUGCGUGGGUUAGGUGCAUGUCACGGAUUUGAUCCUUGCCACAGAUAAAAGCCUGGUAUUUAAGUGGAGAAGGGUAGAGGGGCGGACACAUUAUCCACCGAGUUUUGAACCAUGCGCCACCGGCCAUGGGGAUUUCUCGGUUAUUAAAAAGAAAAGAAAAAAUAGCAUGGCUGCUAAAUGUAAAGCAAUCAUUUGGCGUGUUAUAAUUUUGUGAUGUACAUGGUAGUAAACUUUUUUCUUGCUUAUUAAAUUAUGGAGCUGAAUUGAUGGGCAAAUAUGGGAUCAAUGUUCCAAAAGGUGUUGCUGUUACUACCCUUGGAGAUGUGAAAAGAGCAAUUCAAGACGUAUUACCUGACCAAAACGAGGUGGUUGUUAAAGCACAAGUCCUUGCUGGUGGACGUGGGUUGGGAACUUUCAAAAAUGGAUUUAAGGGUGGAGUUCACAUUGUCAAGACUGACCAGGCUGAAGACAUAGCCGGGAAGAUGCUCGGACAGAUACUUGUUACUAAACAAACUGGAGCUCAAGGAAAAGUUGUCAGCAAGGUUUAUCUUUGUGAGAAGAUGCCCCUUGUGAAUGAAAUGUACUUCUCUAUCAUACUUGAUCGUGCAACUGCUGGCCCUCUCAUAAUUGCCUGUUCAAAGGGAGGUACCAGUAUCGAAGACCUGGCUGAAAAAUUUCCUGACAUGAUUAUAAAGGUUCCCAUUGAUGUGUUUAGAGGAAUCACUGAUGAAGAUGCUGCAAAGGUCGUUGAUGGUUUGGCUCCUAAAGUAGCUGACAGAAAUGAUUCAAUUGAACAAGUGAAAAAGUUAUAUAAUAUGUUCUGUGAAUGUGACUGCACAAUGUUAGAGAUCAACCCCCUUGCUGAAACAUCUGAUAACAAGUUGGUAGCUGCUGAUGCUAAGCUCAAUUUUGAUGAUAAUGCUUCUUACCGUCAAAAAGAAAUUUUUGCUCUCCGUGAUUCAUCACAAGAGGAUCCUCGUGAGGUUGCUGCUGCAAAAGCUGAUUUGAACUAUAUUGGCUUAGAUGGAGAAAUUGGUUGCAUGGUGAAUGGCGCUGGGUUGGCAAUGGCUACCAUGGAUAUAAUUAAGCUUCAUGGAGGGACUCCAGCCAACUUUCUUGAUGUUGGUGGUAAUGCCUCUGAAGGACAAGUUGUGGAGGCUUUUAAAAUUUUGACUUCAGAUGAGAAGGUAAAAGCAAUCCUGGUUAACAUCUUUGGAGGAAUAAUGAAGUGUGAUGUGAUAGCCAGUGGUAUUGUCAAUGCGGCCAAACAGGUUCAAUUGAAAGUGCCAGUGGUUGUUCGUCUUGAGGGUACCAAUGUUGAACAAGGGAAGAGAAUUCUAAAGGAAAGUGGAAUGACCUUGAUAACUGCCGAAGAUUUAGAUGAUGCGGCUGAGAAAGCAGUAAAAGCAACUGCUAGUUGAGUGGAAACCACUUUUAUAGUUUAUUUCAUAGUCUCUCCCUUUUUGACAGGAAACAUCUGAAUGUCCACAUUUCGAGUGUACAAGAAGAAAAUAGGGAUUAAAUUCUUCUUGAUAAGACUUGGAGAUGUUAUUCAGCUGUGACCUAACUAUCGGUCCUAUUGAUCCUUACCCCUCUGAUUUUACCCUUUCUUUAUUGAUGAUUGUGUUGUUCCCAGCUUCUGGAACUUUGAGAGUAUCCUAAAAAUUACUGGCCUUUAGAACCAUAUUUUUUUGUGGUCUUGUCGAUAAACUUAGAAUAAGCCUUUUAAUAUCUCCCAGUUAGCCAUGGGAACAGUUAUUAUACACGAGUAAAGUUGUUCA
Nicotiana tabacum (common tobacco) is the source of this 2475-nucleotide messenger RNA. Lineage: Eukaryota; Viridiplantae; Streptophyta; Magnoliopsida; Solanales; Solanaceae. The record is from RefSeq and is a predicted model, not a curated record.